AGAAAAGAAAAUCCAAAAUGGCGGAAAGGGACGAUAGGAAUGAUCAAACUACAGCGUCGACAAUUUCUCGGACCUGAGUGGAUUUACCAAAAGGUUCGUGCCCAAUGGGAGCAGGGGUUGGAAUGAAGGUUCGAGUCCUGAAGGAGAGGAAUCCCCGCCCGACGAAGGUCAUGAUCCCUCCAGGGAAGAAUGGAAGAAGAGUGUGUGGGGUAGGGUCAAGCGAAAGCUUCGUCCUACACCAUCACUUCCUGGAGCUUGACCUACCUACCGACCUACCUACAUGCAUGCAUACAGAUGAGUAUGUACAUCCACAGCUCCAGCGAUAGAGUUAUCGACCUCCGAUAGGGAGGUAAGCAAGCAGGUCGUCGCAGAAGGGUGGUAAAUUGUGAUAGUUGUGUAACCCUCAAGGAAAAA
Molecule: messenger RNA, 414 nt
Organism: Aspergillus sclerotioniger CBS 115572
Lineage: Eukaryota; Fungi; Ascomycota; Eurotiomycetes; Eurotiales; Aspergillaceae
Exons: 2
Coding region: 105-326 (73 amino acids)
Source: RefSeq, a predicted model, not a curated record